Messenger RNA from Fukomys damarensis (Damara mole-rat), 2146 nucleotides. RefSeq names its product isocitrate dehydrogenase (NADP(+)) 1 (gene Idh1). Gene Ontology annotation, cellular component: mitochondrion; cytosol; peroxisome. The record is from RefSeq and is a predicted model, not a curated record. Gene Ontology annotation, molecular function: NAD binding; magnesium ion binding; isocitrate dehydrogenase (NADP+) activity. Gene Ontology annotation, biological process: isocitrate metabolic process. The transcript has 8 exons. Bases 40 to 1284 code for a protein of 414 amino acids. Lineage: Eukaryota; Metazoa; Chordata; Mammalia; Rodentia; Bathyergidae.
CAAUCUUGUUUUUUCUUUUCAGGUUUAUCAUCAGUAAAAAUGUCCAAAAAAAUCCAUGGUGGUUCUGUGGUAGAGAUGCAAGGAGAUGAAAUGACACGAAUCAUUUGGGAACUGAUUAAAGAAAAACUCAUUUUUCCUUAUGUGGAACUGGAUCUGCAUAGCUAUGACUUAGGCAUAGAGAAUCGGGAUGCCACCAAUGACCAGGUCACCAAGGACGCUGCAGAAGCCAUAAAGAAAUACAAUGUUGGUGUCAAGUGUGCCACCAUCACCCCUGACGAGAAGAGGGUUGAGGAAUUCAAGCUGAAACAGAUGUGGAAAUCACCAAAUGGCACCAUCCGAAACAUUCUGGGUGGCACUGUCUUCAGGGAAGCCAUUAUCUGUAAAAAUAUCCCCCGGCUUGUGACUGGAUGGGUAAAACCCAUCAUCAUCGGUCGUCAUGCCUAUGGGGAUCAAUAUAGAGCAACUGAUUUUGUUGUUCCUGGACCUGGUAAAGUAGAGAUAACCUACACACCAAGGGAUGGAGCCCAGAAGGUAACACACCUGGUGCAUAACUUUGAAGAGGGUGGUGGUGUCGCCAUGGGGAUGUACAAUCAAGAUAAGUCAAUUGAAGACUUUGCACACAGUUCCUUCCAAAUGGCUCUGUCUAAGGGUUGGCCUUUGUAUCUGAGCACCAAAAACACUAUUCUGAAAAAAUAUGAUGGACGCUUUAAAGACAUCUUUCAGGACAUAUAUGACAAGCAGUACAAAUCCCAAUUUGAGGCACAGAAGAUCUGGUAUGAGCACAGGCUCAUUGAUGAUAUGGUGGCCCAAGCUAUGAAGUCAGAGGGAGGCUUCAUCUGGGCCUGUAAAAACUAUGACGGUGAUGUACAGUCAGAUUCUGUGGCUCAAGGUUAUGGCUCCCUUGGCAUGAUGACCAGCGUGCUGAUUUGUCCAGAUGGCAAGACAGUAGAAGCAGAGGCUGCUCAUGGGACUGUAACACGCCACUACCGUAUGUACCAGAAGGGACAGGAGACAUCCACCAAUCCUAUUGCUUCCAUUUUUGCCUGGACCAGAGGGUUGGCCCACAGAGCAAAGCUUGAUAACAAUACUGAGCUUAGCUUCUUUGCAAAAGCUUUGGAAGAAGUCUGCGUUGAGACCAUUGAGGCUGGCUUCAUGACCAAGGACUUGGCUGCUUGCAUUAAAGGUUUACCCAAUGUGCAACGUUCUGACUACUUGAAUACAUUUGAGUUCAUGGACAAACUUGGAGAAAACUUGAAGAUAAAACUAGCUCAGGCCAAACUUUAAGGUCACACCUGGGCUUAGGAAGAUAAAUGUCUUUGGUAACUAGGUCCAUAGGUUUACAUUUUUUUUUGUAUGACACUCAAGGGUAUAAAAACAAAUCAAUUUUGUAAUUUGUUUAAAAGCGCAAGUUGAUCUUUUCUAUACGUUUAUAGUCUUUCUCUUACACAUGCAGUUAUUGCCACCUUUGUGAACAUGGCAGGGAACAUUUUUUAAAUUGUACUUUAUUUUCUACUAGCAGCCUAGGAUUCCUUUAGUAUUCAUUCCUAUUCAUUGUCACUUUCCUCAUGUUCUGAUAUAAAUGACCAAAAUCAAGAGACCUCAAAAGGUUGCCUUUUUUGAGUAAACUUUGGGGACAAUAGCCACAAUGCUGUUCCCUAAAAUACAUAUAAAUUAGAAAUUAACUCCCUUCCCUCCUGUCCCUGAGCACAGACACUGGAAGGUUUGGGUGUUACAGAUGUCCCAUUAUGUGAGGUAGAGAUCUAUGUCAAAUUCACACGUGAUUGGAACAAAGAGUAUGAGCAGAACUAAAAUGUGAAGACCCUGCAGUCAUUUUGUAAAACGCUUAUUGAAUGUGUCCAGUAUGCUGAAUAUUUUUGAGGCCACCAGGAAGUUCAGAAUCCAGAGUAACACUGACUGGAGGUAUGUCUCUUUCUGUUCCUGGCUUGGCCUGAGUAUUUUGCUGCCCUCAGUGGUGUAUUUCAUCCAUGUGCAAUAAUGUGAGCUGAACCAGUUUUGAACGUCUGCCAGCCUAUUUCCUUUCUUUUACAUAAAUGUGAGUUCUCAGAAGUUGAUAUUAAACACUAUUGUAGUCCUGUUGUUCAUAUGAUUUGUUAAUUUUAAUUAAAAGUACAUGCUAAUCACUCUU